Molecule: messenger RNA, 228 nt
Organism: Protopolystoma xenopodis
Lineage: Eukaryota; Metazoa; Platyhelminthes; Monogenea; Polystomatidea; Polystomatidae
Source: the annotation of a GenBank genome assembly
AUGUAUUUGCAGUCUCGACUCACAUGCAGUCGAGCCAAAUGCCAUGAGGAAUUUCGUCCAGUGCCCGAGAGGCACUGCAAGAAGGAGACAAGACCUCUCAACCCAGUGCUCGAGUGGGAUUCUCGCUCAGGCGCUUUGAGCAAUCAUCAAAGCCAUCUGCUGCCAGGCCUCUGUAGUUUUGCUGUCCUCUUUAUUACUAAAGUUGAACAACACUGUCUCCAGCUUUGA